Messenger RNA from Chinchilla lanigera (long-tailed chinchilla), 3510 nucleotides. RefSeq names its product zinc finger protein 14-like. The record is from RefSeq and is a predicted model, not a curated record. Gene Ontology annotation, molecular function: DNA-binding transcription factor activity, RNA polymerase II-specific; RNA polymerase II cis-regulatory region sequence-specific DNA binding. The coding region runs from base 695 to 2827 and encodes 710 amino acids. The transcript is spliced from 3 exons. Gene Ontology annotation, biological process: regulation of immune system process; regulation of cytokine production; negative regulation of transcription by RNA polymerase II. Lineage: Eukaryota; Metazoa; Chordata; Mammalia; Rodentia; Chinchillidae.
GAGGGAAACUUUUAGGAAUGUGGCUGCUAUAGGAAGAGUCUUGGGUAACCAGGAAGCUGAAGAAGAAUACAGAAAUUACUGGAGAAAUCUAAGGACUCUGGGAAGCUGAUUCAAGAGGAUGGGAAAUUAAAGCUCAGCCUGAACAACUUAAUCAUCAAUGGAAAUCUCUCUCAAAAUAAGAAAUAAAAAAGCUGAAGAUGUAAUUGGGUGCUAAGACCUGUGUUUAAUUUCCAGCACUAAAAAGAAAAAGAAAUGUGCUGUAUAAUCAACCAUAAAAAUGAAUGAAAUGUCAUUUGGCAAAAGAAAUAGAUGGGUCUUCAUCCUUCAUAGUAUUAAGUUAAAUAAGUCAGACACAGAAUGUGAAAGGUCACAUGCUUUCUCUUACAUGAUAAACCAAAAAUAAAAGGAGUAAAAUAAAAGAGAGGUAAUUAAAAAAGGAAAGCCUGACUUUUUGGGAAGACAGACAAUGUAAGGAGAAGGGGGAGAGUGAUGGGGGGAAAGGUAUCAAAAUGGUCAGUAUGUGAUAUACUUAUGUACCAAUUGCCCAAAAUGAAUCUAAGCCUUCUGUAUUGUAAAAUAUACCAAUUUAAAAUUUUCCAAAUGAGUAUCACUCUUGGAAAUGGCUGAUUUGAUACUAUCCUCCAGGGCAUUCAGUUCAUUCAUUGUCAGAAUUUCUUAGGAGGCAUCAAAGCAAAUGAUUAAUAUGGAGACCCAUUAUACUGCAACUAGUUUUUGGUUGUUUUUUGUUGUUGUUGUUGUUGUUGUUGUUGUUUUCCUCUACAGAAGUGAAGAGGUUGAGAAAUGCUGUCAGAAUAAAGGCUGGAAUCAAUAUGCAGAAAUAUUCAUUCCAGAUGCUAAUGUGGACAUGAAACAAGCUGGUAUAAAACAGGCUGACGGCCUUGCUUGUGGAAAUCCUCUGAUUGGGCAUUUGUCACUAAAUGUACCCAUCAUAACUCAUGCUGGACUAAAGACAUCUGAGUAUUUGGGAUCAGAAGAGAAGCUGAGUAAAUGUAAUGAACAUGAAAUACCCUACAGUGAUUUCCAGUCCUUUCAGAAGGAUGCAAGGAGAAAGACUGAAGAAAAACCCUGUAAAUAUAAUCAGUGUGGGAAAUCCUACUCUGAUCUUAGUGAAAGAACUCACUUUAGAGAGAAGACCUUUGUAUAUAAGAAAAAUUCUAAAGCCUCCAGCACACCCAAUGAUGGUCAGAUCUAUGAAAUAAAUCACCAUGGGGGGAAACCCUAUGUAUGUAAGCAAUGUGGGAAGGCUUUUAGUACCCAAAAUUAUUGUAAAAUACAUGAAAGAAUUCACAGUGGGAAGAACUUCUAUGUUUGUAAGCAAUGUGGAAAAGCUUUCUACAGUUCCAGUCAGUGUAAAAUACAUGAAAGAACUCACACUGGGGAGAAACCCUAUGUAUGUAAACAAUGUGGGAAAGGUUUCAGCAGGCACAGUAAAUGUAAAACACAUGCAAGAACUCACACUAGGGAGAAACCAUAUGUAUGUAAGCAAUGUGGGAAAGGUUUUAUUUCACAGUAUUAUUGUAAAAGGCAUGAAAGAAAUCACACUGGAGAAAAGCCUCAUGUAUGUCAACAAUGUGGGAAAGCUUUCAGAAGGCUCAAUCAAUGUAAAAUACAUGCAAGAACUCACACUAGGGAGAAACCAUAUGUAUGUAAGCAAUGUGGGAAAGCUUUCAGUACUCGCAAAGAAUAUGAAAUACAUGAAAGAACUCACCCUGGGGAGAAACCCUAUGUAUGUAAACAAUGUGGGAAAGCUUUCAGCAGGCGCAGGGUAUGUAAAAAACAUGAAAGAACUCACAGUGGGGAGAAACCCUGUGUAUGUAAGCACUGUGGGAAAGCUUUCAGCACCCCUAGUUCUUGUCAUAGACAUGAAAGAACUCACAGUGGGGAGAAACCCUAUGUAUGUAAACAAUGUGGGAAAGGUUUUACCAAAGCUUGUUAUUGUAAAAGGCAUGAAAGAACUCACACUGGGGAGAAACCCUAUGCAUGUAAGCAAUGUGGGGAAGCUUUCAGUAGUCGCAAAGAAUGUAAAACACAUGAAAGAACUCACACUGGGGAGAAACCUCAUGUAUGUAAGCAAUGUGGGAAAGCUUUCACUCGUCCCGAUCAGUGUAAAAUACAUCAAAGAACUCACACUGGGGAGAAACCCUAUGUGUGUAAACAAUGUGGGAAAGCUUUCAGCAGGCACAGUGCAUAUAAAAGACAUGAAAGAACUCACACUGGGGAGAAACCAUAUGUGUGUAAGCACUGUGGGAAAGCUUUUAGGUCACAAGAUUAUUGUAAAAUACAUGAAAGAACUCAUACUGGGGAGAAACCCUAUGUAUGUAAGCAAUGUGGAAAAGCUUUCAGAAGGCUCAAUGAAUGUAAAAUACAUGGAAGAACUCACACUGGAGAGAAACCCUAUGUAUGUAAGCAAUGUGGGAAAGCUUUCAGUGUGUCUAAUGCUCGUUACAGACAUGAAAGAAUUCACAGUGGGGAGAAACCAUUUGUAUGUAAGCAAUGUGGGAAAGCUUUCAGUGUGUCUAGUGAAUGUUACAGACAUGAACAAAUUCACAGUACCGAGAAACCCUAUGUAUGUAAGCAAUGUGGGAAAGCUUUUAAUGUACAAAGGUAUUGUAGAAUUCAUGAAAGAGCUCACACUGGGGAGAAACCUUAUGUAUGUAAGCACUGUGGGAAAGCUUUCAGGUCACAAUAUGAUUGUAAAAUACAUGAAAGAACUCACACUGGGGAGAAACCCUAUGUAUGUAAGCAAUGUGGGAAAGGUUUUAGCAAAGCUUGUUAUUGUAAAAAACAUGAAAGAACUCACACUUAGCAUUAAUUCUAUGUAAGAAAGCAGUGUGGGAAAUCUUUUAGCAUGCCUGGAGCUUGUCAAAGACAAAAAACGAUGGGGAGAAACCUUACGUGUAUAAGCAGUGUAAGAAUUACAUAGAUCUAUUGUUAAAUAAAUGAAAUCUCACUGGAGACUAUAUAUAUAUAUAAGCAGGCAUAACUUUUUAUGUGUCUUUGAGCUUAAUAUGUAGUGUCUUGAUUAAGCAUGGUGAAUUGAAAUAUAUUUUUUACUUACAAGUUGAGUUAGUGUUUAUGUAGUUUUUGUUUAGUCUUUACAAUUGGGGAAGAUAGGCCACUAAAAAACUUAAUUUUGUUAAUUGCUUUUUGUUGUUGGGAUUUUGCCACUGCCUUUGUUUUAAAUUUUUGGUGUGUUUAGUCUGUAUUCUGUGUAACAGGAGAUAUUUUUAUUUUGAUGCCAUAUUUUAUGUUAUUUUCAGAGACUUAUGAACAUGUGCUUUUUGACAAAGUUCAUUUGUUUGUGCACAAUUUGUAGAUUAGCACAUUAUAUUUCUCAUAUGACAAUGCUUAUAUUCCAAUAUUGUAUAGUAUAUCAUGUGCAUACUUCUGCCUAUUUUUCUUUCAUCUUAGGGCCAGUAUUAUCAUUUACACAAAAUUUUGUUUUUAUCAUCAAAAUUUUUCUUGUUUAAAUUCUGGUGACUUAAUUUA